AUGAAUUUUACAAUUCCAAACGGUCUUGGAGAUAUGCUGAGGGAAUUCACUGUGUCGGCCAUUAGAAUUAAUCCCGAUGAUCUUUAUGAUUUUGCAGUGGAGUAUUUUACCAAGGCAAGAGACGAAAGAAAGGUGAAGACAGUGCCGAUGUAUAUUAUUGUCGACGAAGAUGAAGAAGCAGGUGAGCCAGAUCCAGAAGCCAUCAGAAAGAAAACAAACAACAACAACCGAUUCGCCAGACGUUCAUCUGUGUCGGCGGAACGUUACGAUCCCGAGGAGGACGAUGACGAUGAUGAAGAUAAAGUUGUGUAUCCCAAAACCGAGGAACAACGGAAACGAUUGGCCGAGGAAGUGUCUCAUAUUUUAAUUUUCAGGGCUCUCGAUCGAGAUCAAAUCAACGACGUUAUUGACGCCAUGUUUGAAAAAACAUGUCAACCAAAUGACGUCAUUAUCAAACAAAAUGACGACGGGGACAAUUUUUACGUGAUCGACUCCGGUUCAUACGACGUCUAUGUUUUGAUAGACGGAGUUGAUAAAAAAGUGAAAAGUUUCAAAGAUCAUGGCAGCUUCGGUGAGUUGGCCUUAAUGUACAAUAUGCCGAGAUCGGCAACGAUCAAAGCAACUACCCCCGGCAAACUUUGGGCCAUGGACAGACUUUCUUUUAGAAGAAUUGUGUUGAAGGCCGCAUUUAAAAAACGAAAACUUUAUGAAGAGUUGUUAGAAAAUGUUCCGAUUUUAAAAGCUUUAGAGUCGUAUGAACGGAUGAAUCUUGCGGAUUCUCUAACGACCAAGGAGUACCAAGAUGGUGCCUAUAUCAUACGCCAGGGAGACGACGCAGACGGCAUGUAUUUUAUAGAAAAAGGAGCGGUAAGUGUAGAAAUAUCAAAUGAUAAAAAGGACGAUAUUAUGACGGUGGGUCAGUUGAAGGGCGGACAAUAUUUCGGAGAAUUGGCCUUGAUCAACAAUAAACCGAGAUCAGCGUCUAUCAAAGCGGUUGGUACAGUGAAAGUGGCUUUCUUGGAACGAGAGUCGUUCGAACGGUUGCUUGGACCGUGUUUGGAUAUAAUGAAAAGAAAUACGGAAAUAUAUAGAACCUAUUCCGACCAAUCGCACCACUAA
Messenger RNA from Lottia gigantea (owl limpet), 1119 nucleotides. RefSeq lists its product as hypothetical. Gene Ontology annotation, biological process: regulation of protein phosphorylation. Gene Ontology annotation, molecular function: cAMP-dependent protein kinase regulator activity. Gene Ontology annotation, cellular component: cAMP-dependent protein kinase complex. The record is from RefSeq and is a predicted model, not a curated record. Bases 1 to 1119 code for a protein of 372 amino acids. Lineage: Eukaryota; Metazoa; Mollusca; Gastropoda; Lottiidae. The transcript has a single exon.